Messenger RNA from Pseudogymnoascus verrucosus, 3691 nucleotides. RefSeq lists its product as uncharacterized. Bases 495 to 3554 code for a protein of 1019 amino acids. The record is from RefSeq and is a predicted model, not a curated record. Lineage: Eukaryota; Fungi; Ascomycota; Leotiomycetes; Thelebolales; Thelebolaceae. The transcript is spliced from 8 exons.
CUUAAUCAUGCCAAUUCCGCUGUUCUACCUCUCAACAACAGCCUUGUCAUCGAGGCCAGGUCGAAUGGAACAGUCAGUCAUGGACUCCUGCACCAGCAUCACGACCAGUUCGAGUAAGAAAGCUAUCGUUCGCGCUUGACGUAUUUGACGUGGCAAAAAGUAGACUAUGUUACGUUACGUAUUUGCGGAUGUGUGUGUCAGCCCAUUUUCGGGGGUUUUCAUCAUCAUGAGGUAAGUAUUUUCUCGAGAGAGAGUUCUGCUUGGCGAAUUAACAUACAGUAUUGCACUUCAAAGUUUGGUUUGACGGGAUCCAUGUGCGUCCAGUUGCGAUUUUAGAGCAGUUAGAUUUCUCAGCUGUUGGGUUGUGGGAGGGCCACGUUCUGGUAAUAUCCUUAUCAAACACGACCAAAGACAGGCCAACGGCCUAUGGUGACAAGACCAGAGCUAUAAGCACGGUGUCGAAUGUAGCUCAAGGUCAGGUUAACGACGAGACGAUGGAGUCGAAAAACUCUUCGAUAUGGAAGAGAAUCGCAGGCAAACUUGGAAUAAACAUUCCCAUCGUGUUGCUAAUGAUCAAAGGAGCCAUCGCACCUACCAUCGGACUUGCCAUAUAUCAGGACAACCAUGUUGCGGACCAUUUCUUGACGAUUGGCUAUCUCAUUCCAAUUAUGUCCAUCCUAGCAGUUCCGAUUUUUCCUCGAGCAAGAUUUAUCCAAAACCUUUUGGUGGCCUCGCUUUUGGUUUGUCUUGCAGCCGCAAUAUCGUUACUUGCCAUGUGGUGUGCGGUCAAAGCUCGAGAAAAUACUACUCAUAUUUCGAAAGAAGCGUUGGCCAAUGGGCCUGUCACAGGCGCUCAAGUUAGCCCAUCGUACAACGCCGCGGCAAGUGCUAACAUGGGCAUUUGGCUAUUCUUUGAAGUAUGGCUAAUCAACACGUUCCGAGCGUAUCGACCGCAAUACUUUUUGCCUUCUAUAAUAUUUUCAAUCUUCAUCAACAUUACAGGAACCUAUGGAACGCUGUUUGUAACUAUGAAGCAGGUCGAAGCUCUAGUCUCCCGUUUGCUUCAAGCGUUCUUCGCUGGUUUCGGAAUCUCAGCUUCAGUCAGCCUUGUCAUCGUGCCUUUCAGCUCUCGAACUAUCAUCUCCUUGCUCGUAACGGAAGAGCUCCAUGAAUUGAAGACCACCCUCGAAGUCCAGGGACAAUAUAUGCUCUCCCUACCCAAGCGUGAGUGGUACGGCACGAAGAGCUCCACCACAUACGCCAGAAGCGCCAAUAAGAGUUGGUUCUCUACUAGGGCCAAACCUUGGCCUGAAGCUGAUGCUCUAAAGAAAGUGACCGCCGACGUAACCGAGCUACAAGUUAAGGUACAAUCAGAGCUUCGAUAUGCAAAACGUGAGGUGGCUUGGGGCAAAUUAGGAUCGAAGGACAUGGUAACGAUAUGUCGGCUAAUAAAGAACAUAUUGGUUCCAAUUUUAGGGAUAGAGUCUUUCAUUGGAAUCACAGAUCGAAUUGAAAAGCGUGGUGGGUGGGAAGCUCCGAGAAUUCCAAGGACCGCCGACAGUUUGACUGGAUCGAAAUCCAACUCUCUGGAAGACAAAGAGAAGGGUCAGUGGAAGGAGAUACUUGAACAGUUAAAUGAUCGGGUCAGACAACUCCAGAAAACUGUGAUUGAGGGCUUCGAUCAUUCUUUGUACACACUCGAACUCGCAAAACGACCAUUAUCCCCGGUUGAUACCGACAUUGAAGCAAACAGCCUAGGUUACUCGGCUGGGGAGAGAGGCUUCGCUAAAUACUUAGAGAAUGCGAUACAAGACUUUUUGCGCCAACGAGAAGGUCCUCUGAAAAAAUGGUGUGCCGAGAUGGGUGUGGAUGACUAUUCGCAACUAAACGGCAUGAAGCCCUCAGACAAUUCAUUGCACGAGCUACAUCAGUCUCAACUAUAUCUUAUCCUUGAUCUAGAAUAUUCUUUUCUUGUGACUGCGAGAGAAGUUUUAAACCUGGUCAAGUAUGCUGACUCUAAAGUGGAUGAUGGAACAAUGUCGAAGAAGCGCCUUAUACUGCCAACGUGUAAACAAAUGAAAAAAUGGUUCUGGGCCAUGCUUUCUAGAGAAGACAGCAAUUUAGACUACCAAGUCUAUAGUACCCGAUCUGGCAGUCCGACAGUCCAUCUUGGCGACGCCAUUCAAGGUGAGAAAGACACCGAACACCUUCGCCCUACGUCUGUUUGGGAAAAGGUGACGGACAAAUUUCGAGUUAUUCCGAACUUCUUUGGUUCUGCAGAGUCGGCAUUUGGUUUCAGAGUAGCAACGGGAACCAUGGCUAUUGCAAUCAUUUGUUUCCUGAGGAAUUCUCAGCAAUUCUUUAUCGAACAGCGACUCGUCUGGGGUUCGAUUAUGGUUGCCAUAAGCAUGACUCAAACCGCUGGGUCUGGGGUUUAUGGUCAGUUCUUACGUUUCAGUGGAACAUUAGUCGCUAUGGUCGCAUCGUACAUUAUCUGGUAUAUCGUUGAUCAGCACCCGGCAGGUAUUAUUGUCUUUACUGGCAUCACUAUGUUCCUUUACCACUAUCCAUUGAUCAAGAGCCCUAACAAUCCAGUCAUUCCUAUAAUCGGAAUGGUCACGGUUACCUUGAUAGUGGGAUAUGAACUUCAAGUCCAGAAGGUCGGCAUCCUUAGGUCAAUUUCCAACGGCCAAGCCUAUCACCCCCUAUACGAGCUCGCUCCUUUCAGAUUAGCUACAGUCGUUGCCGGAGUGGGCGUGGCAUUCUUUUUCACAUACUUCCCGUCAGUGAUCACAGCUCGAAGCCAACUCCGCAAGGACCUAGGAUCCUGUCUCUAUAUUCUUUGCAACUACUAUAGCUCCGUCCAUCAGACUGUUGCAUUGCAAAGUAGAGAUGCAGAAGGGGAUCUGAAAGACAAAGGGAGUCCUGGAAGAAGGCUUGAAAAGGCUCGAAUUCGAUUAUACGUCAAAGACCUUGUCCUCCUUCAAGGCAUAGAGAAGCAUAUUAAAUUCACUGCGUGGGAGCCCACGUUUGGGGGGAAAUUCCCGCAAGCUUCAUAUAACAGGUUGAUCAAUCAUACCCAGAACAUCAUCCGCUUCACGACAAUGAUUGCCCAUGCAUCUGAAACGUUCCGAGUGUUACCAAUUGCAGAUAACACCCAGAACACUCCAGGGCCGUGGCUGAAAGACUUUAAACGUCUCAUCUCUUCCUUACAGCUAACAUCCCAAGAAGUAACAUCUCUUCUCGCCAUAGUCGCCUCCGCAAUCUCGACCGGUAGACCGAUGCCUCCAUAUCUCAAAGCCCCACAAGUCAUGAACCUCAGACAACUACUUAACAGAAUGGACGGCGAUAUUCUCAGUACACGGCAUGUACUUGAACCAGGCUACGCGGGUUUUGCCGUGAUACAGGUAUCAUCUACAAUGUUGAGAGAUGAUUUAGAGGGCUUACUGGAAGAGACGAAGAAUUUAGUUGGGGAGGCGAAGUUUAACAUCGAUGGUACUGAGAUAGAGAACCUUAAUGCGGAUCCCGUCAUGAUAGGAGGGAGGGGAGACUAAAGCAAUUGCGAAAUGUUGCCCAAGUGCGUCGGAUGCCAAAUAUUUAUGCUUGCAGAUCUAGUGCGGUAGCAAAUUUUUAGUGAUAUGAGUCCAACUCGGCCAUCGAGGAACCUCUCAAGUAAAUAGACGUUUAAUAC